AUGGAGAGAGACUCUGAACCCAUCCACCAGGGGGAGCCGCUGUGCAACCAGGACUCGGGAGCUCAGAGUCAGGGAGGAGGAGGAGGAGGAGGAGGGGAGGAGAGGGGUGAAGGAGUGAGAGAAAGAAGGGAGGGAGGAAGGGACACAGAAGAAGGAGAAGGAGUGGCAGGAGACCUGGAGCCCUGGGACAGGGAUCAGAAUCUAGGGCAGGAUCGUGGAGAGGAGAGGGGUCCAGUGGAGGACAGUGAGCGAGGGGAGGGAGGGGGGCAGGACUCUGCAGAAUACUGGGGUGAGUCACCCCUGCAGGGGCCGGACCAGCCUCCCUGGGACUCGGGUUCAAGUGGCACAGAGCGGGGCAGCCUGGACGAGCUGACUUCCAUUGCUGUUAAGCAGUCAGACUGUUACACAGAGACAGGGGACAGAGAGGGGGGUGUUAGAGACAGUGAGACAGGGGACAGAGAGGGGGGUGUUAGAGACAGUGAGACAGGGGACAGUGAGACAGGGGACAGAGAGGGGGGUGUUAGAGACAGUGAGACAGGGGACAGUGAGACAGGGGACAGAGAGGGGGGUGUUAGAGACAGUGAGACAGGGGACAGAGAGGGAGGUGUUAGAGACAGUGUGACAGGGGACAGAGAGGGGGGUAUUAGAGACAGUGUGACAGGGGACAGAGAGGGGGGUGUUAGAGACAUGUUGACAGGGGACAGAGAGGGAGGUGUUAGAGACAGUGAGACAGGGGACAGCGUGACAGGGGACAGUGGUCUGGACCGCGAGGAGGUCAGUGACCCGGCUCCUAUCCCAGGCUCUCCAGAGCCCAGCGGAGAGGGCAGUCCUGUGUUUCUGGCUGUGGGGGAGAGAGAGGAAGGGCGUCGCGUGCAGGAACAGGAACGAGAGGCCCAGGAUCCUCCCUCUUCCAGCCCUGAGGAGACUCCUCUCACACAGGCUGCAGAAAUAUUUGCUGCAGAGAGCGCUGGAGCUGCUCAGGGGCCCCUGGUCGAUGCCUCGAAGGGGGAGGGGCAGGGGGAGGAGGAGAGGGCGGAGCCAGGAGAUCUCACCCCUGUGAUGUACUCUGAAGCCCCGGACAGCGACUCUGCUGAUAUAGAGAGGUAG
Molecule: messenger RNA, 1107 nt
Organism: Polyodon spathula (Mississippi paddlefish)
Lineage: Eukaryota; Metazoa; Chordata; Actinopteri; Acipenseriformes; Polyodontidae
Product: TATA-binding protein-associated factor 2N-like
Exons: 4
Coding region: 1-1107 (368 amino acids)
Source: RefSeq, a predicted model, not a curated record